AUGCUUCAUUCCUUCCACACUCCAAACUUUCAGGCUGUGCAGAUAAAAGAUGGAACCAAUGCAUUAUUGAGAGUGACUGCAUGCAAAUACAUUGUUGAUGAUCUUGUCAGUAAUGUAGAUACUGCUCUAACCCCAAAAACAAUUGAUUUCAGGCUGCAGCUACAAAGGCUAACUGAGGUCAAGUUUUUCUAUGGAGAAAGAGGGAAGAAUAUGGAGGCUGACAUUCUGGCGAAAGAUGCAAGGGAGAACCUAAAUAUUUUGAAUCAUCUAUGUAAUAUAACUGUACCCCUAGACAUCUGUACUAAUUCCUUAGCUAAAGACAAUACUACUAGUUCAAGGGAGGAUAUCCCCCAGGAUUGGUCUGUGGCUCUGUGCAGCGUGGAGCAAAGUCUUGAUCGUUUAAAUUGUGAUAUCGAAACGAAAUUCAAGGAUAAAUCUUCUCAGCUAAUAACGCAAGAGCCAGAAGAAGAGAUGUUAAUAAAUGAAGCUUGUAAUAAUGUUAGUGAGUUGCUCCUAAAAGCCUCAUUAAACUACAUUGUGGAACACUCGAAAGCUCGAAUGAUAAUGGAGAAUACAUCAAUGCAUAAUCCUUAUCAUAAGAACUUCUCAAGCCUUUUGGUUCAAAACUUCCUUCACAAUGUCGACGUUUCUUUGAAUCUUCUUCAAGAUUUGGACAACGUGAACGAAUGGUUGGAUGAGGUACAAGAGCUAGCUAGAAGGAAUUUUGACAUGGCUCAUACGGCUUACAAAAAUGAAAUACAACAAAUUUCGAAAUGGGGAAACGAAGUUAAUUUGGACAAGGAAUUGCACUUUGCAAGAAUUGAACCAUUCAAGUGGUGUAUGUGGUCAAUGGGAAUUCUCCCUGGGUUAGAUAUGUCCGAAGAGAGAUUAGAGCUUGCAAAAGUAAUAUCAUUUAUCUACGUGAUUGAUGACAUUUUUGAUGCUUAUGGAACGUACGAUGAGCUAUGUCUAUUCACAGAAGCCAUUAAUAGAUGGGAAUCCGCUGAUGUUACACAAUUACCCAACUGCAUGAAAGUUUGCUUCAAGGCUCUUCUGAAGACAACAAAUGAUUUUUGCUCCAAAUUUCAAACAAAGCAUGGAUGGAACCCUGAGCAAUUUUUACGAAAAUUGUGGGCUGAACAAUGCAACGCGUACUUUAUUGAGUUGAGAUGGAGUGUUGACAAAUACUCACCUAGCCCCAAGGAGUAUCUAAACAAUGGAAUAGUUAGUUCAGGAACCCAUGUAGUUUUGGCACACGCAUUCUUUCUAAUGGGUACAGAAAUCAGUAAGAGGAGUCUUGAGGAAUUGAAUAGCCUUCCUUCAAUUAUAUCUUCCACGGCUACCAUUCUUCGCCUAUGGAAUGAUGCAGGGAACCAUAUGGAUAGGACUCCAAAUGGAGAAGAUGGUUCCUACGUAGAUUGGUACAUGAAAGAACAUAAAAUAAGCUCUUAUGAUAUUGCGAGGAAGCAUGUUAGUCAAAAGAUUUCGGAUGCAUGGAAGUGUCUCAAUAAGGAGUACAUGUCGUCUACAUCUCCAUUCUCAAAAGACUUCAAGGAAGCCUGGCUUAAUUUAGCGAGGUUGGUUCCCAUUAUGUAUAGCCAGGAUGAGAGUCAUCAUCUUCAGUUCAUGGUGGAACCCUAA
Messenger RNA from Chenopodium quinoa (quinoa), 1641 nucleotides. Its product is annotated as (3S,6E)-nerolidol synthase 1-like. Bases 1 to 1641 code for a protein of 546 amino acids. Gene Ontology annotation, molecular function: terpene synthase activity; magnesium ion binding. The record is from RefSeq and is a predicted model, not a curated record. The transcript is spliced from 8 exons. Lineage: Eukaryota; Viridiplantae; Streptophyta; Magnoliopsida; Caryophyllales; Amaranthaceae.